This is a messenger RNA of Phascolarctos cinereus (koala), 1181 nucleotides long. The record is from RefSeq and is a predicted model, not a curated record. NCBI's taxonomy places the organism in Eukaryota, Metazoa, Chordata, Mammalia, Diprotodontia, Phascolarctidae.
UUGGAGCAAGCACUUCAUGAUUUUGACUGUCUUUGAAACAUGCCUUCGUUGAUGCAUUAUCUUUUUGUAGUUCCUAUUUUUACUGUAGUUAUUUUUAUUCUGUUCUACAUGUUUAAUUUAUAUAACGACCAAAGCCUUCAGAGGCUAAAUAUAACCAACGCUUUAGUUCUAGCCAAAGUCUGCAAUUCAUUUAUCAAAGGGAAAACAUCUUUCCUAUGGGAAAACACGCUAACAGUAUCUGGGAAAUCUUGCAAGGAUUACUUGCUCCAAAGUCACUACAUAACAAGCACUCUUUCAGGGGAGGCUGAGUUUCCUUUGGCCUAUGCAAUGGUCAUACAUAAGGAUUUUGAAACCUUUGAGAGACUCUUCAGGGCAGUUUACAUGCCCCAAAAUGUUUACUGUGUUCAUGUGGAUGAAAAGGCAACAGCUGAGUUUAAAGAUGCUGUGGGAAGAUUGGUGGGCUGUUUCCCCAAUGUUUUCCUUGCCUCCAAGAUGGAGCCAAUAGUCUAUGGUGGAAUAUCCAGGCUCCAGGCUGACCUGAACUGCAUGAAAGACCUUGUGGCCUCUAAGGUUCAGUGGAAGUACCUCAUCAACACUUGUGGACAAGAUUUCCCCCUGAAAACUAACAAGGAAAUAAUCCAGCAUUUGAAAGGAUUUAAAGGGAAAAAUAUCACCCCAGGGGUGCUGCCUCCUGCACAUGCUAUUGAAAGGACAAAAUACAUCCAUAGAGAGCAUCUGAGUCCAGAGGCAUCUUAUGUAAUAAACACCCAAGCAUUAAAAACCCCACCUCCCCACAAUCUGACGAUUUACUUUGGCUCUGCUUAUGUUGCCCUUACAAAGGAGUUUAUCAAUUUUGUUCUCCAAGAUCAAAGGGCCAUUGAUUUAAUGCAAUGGUCUAAGGACACCUACAGUCCUGAUGAGCAUUUCUGGGUGACGCUCAAUAGGAUUCCAGAGGUGCACAUCCCUCCUUGCAUGAUCAAAUCAUUGUUCUUUAUUGUCUCAUGGUCAUAAGGGAGAAAAUUCAGUACAGUCGCAAAGUCUAAAUGCUGUUCAAAAGUCUCUCAUUAAGCCUUCAGAAUGCUUGAAGAGAAAGGUGUCCCUGGAUCCAUGCCAAAUGCAUCCUGGGAAGGAAACCUCAGAGCUAUAAAGUGGCACGACAUGGAAAGUGAACAUGGAGGCUG